Molecule: messenger RNA, 1612 nt
Organism: Trametes versicolor FP-101664 SS1
Lineage: Eukaryota; Fungi; Basidiomycota; Agaricomycetes; Polyporales; Polyporaceae
Product: MFS general substrate transporter
Exons: 15
Source: RefSeq, a predicted model, not a curated record
CGAUGUCGGAGAAGGAGAAAAACCCAGCGGACGUCGAGCUCACCCUCCCCGGCGACCGCGCCGAGCCCGAGGACGCCAGUAUACAGCCGCGGCGAUCGACCACUCGCGUAGAGCUCUGGGCCUUUUACGUUUAUUACAUCGGGAACAACGGCCUAUCGGGAUUCAAUUUCGGACCGUCCCAGUUCCAGAACCUGCUGUUCCUCGCAGGUUACGACCCAAGUCAACCGCAAUUCACUGCGCCGUGCGGGUCGGGCACGGAUUGUGUGCUACCAUACCUCGGGAGAGUGCGUGACGUAAACUCCAUCGUCCUCCUUACAAAUGGCAUCAGUUUCGCUCUGCAAGCUGCGGUCCUACUUAUAGUAGGCGCUUGGGCCGACUACGGCUCGUGGAGGCCCAAUAUUACCAUAUUUUUCACGAUCCUAGCUGCUGCAGUCUCAUUCGCUUGGCUUGGGGUUGAAGACCCAUCAAAAUGGCAGGCGGGUGUCGCGUUGUACAUCCUCGGCUUAAUUACCUACCAGUGUGCACUCACAUUUUGGACGGCCGCAUUUCCCGGGCUUGCUCGCGACCUCCCCAACGUACGGGAGUCGGCCGAGAAGUUCGCUGCAGGCGAAAAGUCGCACGUUGAGCAUGCCGACUAUGAAUCCAUGGAACGAAACCGGAUAUCCAACGUCUCGUUCGCCGUGUGUUCAGCAGGCGAGAUUAUCAUCCUCGCCGUCAUGGUCGGCAUCCUCAAGGGCCUAAAGUCCGACGCAAGCACCGAGAACAACACGAAGGCUUUCAGCGUGCUCAUUGCUUUCGCGGGAGGAAUAUGGUUGUUAUGCGCGCUGCCGUGGUUCUUCCUCGAGAAACGUCGACCAGGACUGGCCCUUCCUGCAGGGGCAUCCAUGUUGACUAUUGGCUUCAAGCAGACAGUGGUCGCGUUUCGCGAGUGUCUAAGGCUGAAGCAGACUUUCUUGUACCUCAUAUUUUACUUCCUGAUGGGAGACGUCCUCAACACUACAGUAACCGUCAUUGGGACGCUGCAGAAUAGUGUUGUGUCGUAUUCGACGCUCCAGCUGACCCUGCUUCUCAUCGUCGGGAUCGUCGCCCAAGGCGCAGGAAUAUACCUGUUCUGGCUCGUUCAGAAGCGUUUCCAAAUUCCGACGAAAACGAUGCUCUGCUUCAACGUGUUCUGGAUCCUCAUCCUCACGAUAUGGGGCCUCAUCGGGAUCCACACCGACAAGUUCGGUUUCAAGCACGUCUGGGAGAUCUGGCUGUACCAAGCUUUCUACGGCCUCAUGGUGUGCCCUUGGUACGCAUACAGCCAGACCAUGAUCAGCGAAGUGUCGCCGCUCCCGCAGAUGUUCCUGUUCUUCGCGCUCUUCUCCGUGGUGGGGAAGACGUCCGCGUUCAUCGGGCCCCUCGUGUCGUCCGCGAUCAUCACCGCGUCCGGGAACAACGACAACUAUCCCUUCGUGUUCCUCUUCAUACUGGGCGCGCUCAGCACGGGCUUCCUCUACUUCGUGGACGUCGAGAAGAGCAGGAUUGAAUGCGAGGAGUUCAUCCAGGCCGAGGCGAAGCGCGAGGCCUUCGCAGACACGCCAUGAGCCCUUGGCGUCUGCCACCUCACACU